Molecule: messenger RNA, 1078 nt
Organism: Laetiporus sulphureus 93-53
Lineage: Eukaryota; Fungi; Basidiomycota; Agaricomycetes; Polyporales; Laetiporaceae
Exons: 1
Coding region: 247-894 (215 amino acids)
Source: RefSeq, a predicted model, not a curated record
UGAUCCAAAUGUAUUAUACAUGCCUUGAGAACUACAGGCGGCCGAAGGUCUGAAAGCAGCGUCUUGUCUCGUGCCGCAUGCUCAUAUAUCUUGACUGCUCGUCCGUGGUCGACUCGUUUUGUCCCCGUAACUAUAGGAGAAAAGUGUUGCCGGAAGACGUAAGGCGUUACUCAGCUGGCACGUACCACUCCCCACUUGUCCAGGCUAUUCUCCCUCUCACGCCGGUAUCGCUCGAACCUUGGACACAUGUCCUGGCAUGUCCCAGUCAUUGUGAUGGCUUCUUCCAAUCGCGUACCAACUUUCGGACCGUCCAUCAUCCUUUCAGCAAUGGCUAUCUUCCGCUCGAUUUCAUGCACUUUCACGAGCUACAAAGGAGGUAAGUUGCCCUACGUUCCAAGACCCGUCUACGUACGCACCACUCGUCACAACCGUUCGCGGCGAUCAUGCGAAUCAGAAUCCAUCAUAUCUGCAUCAGCAUCGAGGCGAUCGCCCUCCUCCGCGUCAGCGUCCUCCUCUGCGCUGCGAUCGUCUUCCGUGCCGCUUGCACCACCUCAUGGUGAGCUUCAGGAACGACUAAGUCCACGCUCCCAGCGUUGUGCAUCGCUACCGUGUCUAUUGGCCAAAAGAGCGUCAAAAGUGGGAGCACAGUGGGACCUAGAUGGACGAAUGUUUGAACGAGAUCUGCCAACUGCCAAUGCGGGACCUAGUGGACGUGACACCCAUCCCUCUUCGCUCAACGCCAAGGGAAACCUCCCCACCACCACCAACACUGUAAUUCGACUCGUGCCCUCCUGUCCUCCUGUCUGCGACCGGCUGCUAGCUGCGAACGGAAGGCGUAUUGACCUGCUCGUCAUCCGUAGUUCAGACAUCUCGGCUGCAUUCCGCAACCGUUGAAAAGCUCGCUUUCAAGGUCACUACGACGUGCUCACUCACGCGCCCGAUACCGCUCCGCAUCUGUCUUCUAGAUUGCUCUCUCGCUGAGCCCAGCCGCAUCGUAGGCGAGUUGCCUGGAAGCCAGGAGGCGUCAUCGCCCUUCAAAAGCUCGGCAUGGAAGAGUGUCUCGACGGUAUCGACGCCA